Habropoda laboriosa is the source of this 3141-nucleotide messenger RNA. RefSeq names its product lon protease homolog, mitochondrial (gene Lon). Gene Ontology annotation, biological process: protein catabolic process; chaperone-mediated protein complex assembly; protein quality control for misfolded or incompletely synthesized proteins. Lineage: Eukaryota; Metazoa; Arthropoda; Insecta; Hymenoptera; Apidae. The coding region runs from base 1 to 3042 and encodes 1013 amino acids. Gene Ontology annotation, cellular component: mitochondrial matrix. The record is from RefSeq and is a predicted model, not a curated record. Gene Ontology annotation, molecular function: ATP hydrolysis activity; ATP binding; ATP-dependent peptidase activity. The transcript has 10 exons.
AUGCGUUUCAUGACAGCGGUGAAUUUCAAGGUUUUGCCAGUAUUUUGGCAUCGUAUGACGAACAUUCGAUCAUUCUGCAGAAAUCAUCGAUUGGAUUACGAAGAGUUGUCGGUGCAUGUACGACCGCAAUUCCGUAGAAUAAAACUUAACGAAUGUCAUGGAAUGUUCGCCAGAAAUAUCCACAGUCGUCGACAGACUGCUGCUAUUAUUUCAAUCAGAUCAUUUGCAACUAAACGGUCCAACGAUAAAGAACCAUCCAAUGGAAACAAUGAAGAUGAUCUGGGAGAUCCAGCUUCAUUACCUGCCACUGUUGUUGUGCCAGAAGUAUGGCCUCAUGUUCCAGUUAUAGCAAUUAAUAGAAAUCCAGUAUUUCCAAGAUUUAUAAAACUUGUAGAACUUAGUAAUCCAAUCAUCAUGGACUUAAUUCGUAGAAAAGUGAAAUUAAAUCAACCUUAUGUUGGAAUCUUUUUAAAAAAAGCAGAAGAAAACGAAGCAGAAGUUGUAGAAAAUUUAGAUGAUAUUUACCCUGUUGGAACAUUUGCACAGAUACAUGAAGUACAAGAUUUAGGAAAUCGGUUAAGAUUAGUUGUAAUGGCACAUAGAAGAAUUAAAAUUGUUGGUCAAAUCUUGGAAGAACUUCCAAAACCUUCCCAUGAGAUGAAACUGACGUUUCCUCUACUAAAUACAACAAUUCGCGUCCCUAUAGACGAUUCAGUUUCUGGUGGCAAACCGAGUCGUAGGUCGCUAAUUCGUAAGAAAAUGGAAAACAAAGUACCAGAACCAGAAAAGGUACAAAAAAUUGAAGAAACAAAUCCCCCUGAAAGUAAAGUUGCAGAAGAAGCACAGGAGAAAGUUGCUCCUGUAAAAGAAAAAGUUACUCAAACAGAGUCUGCACCUCAACCUACAUCUCAACCUUUGUUAAUGGUAGAAGUUGUAAAUGUUACCCAUGAAAAAUUUAGGCAAACUGAAGAAAUUAAGGCUUUGACACAAGAAUUAAUCAAAACAAUUCGAGAUAUAAUAAGUAUGAAUCCAUUAUACCGUGAAUCUUUGCAACAAAUGUUACAUCAAGGUCAAAGAGUUGUAGAUAAUCCAGUUUACCUGAGUGACUUAGGUGCAGCUCUGACAGGAGCAGAUGCACAAGAGCUGCAACAGGUGUUAGAGGAAAUGGAUAUUUUAAAAAGAUUAAGAUUAUCGCUUGCACUCUUAAAGAAAGAGUACGAAUUAAGUAAAUUGCAACAAAAAAUUGGCAGAGAAGUUGAAGAGAAAGUGAAACAGCAACAUAGAAAGUAUAUUCUUCAUGAACAAUUAAAAGUUAUUAAAAAGGAAUUAGGACUAGAAAAAGAUGAUAAGGAUGCUAUAGGAGAAAAGUACAGAGAACGUAUAAGACAAAAGACAGUUCCAAAAACAGUGAUGGAUGUGCUUGAAGAAGAAUUGAAUAAAUUAAAUUUCCUAGAAAGUCACAGUAGUGAAUUUAAUGUAACAAGAAAUUACUUAGAUUGGCUUACAGCUAUGCCUUGGGGUGUAACUAGUCCCGAAAAUUUAAAUCUCCAGCAGGCAAUUGAGAUUUUGGAUAAAGAUCAUUACGGAAUGGAAGACAUAAAGAAGCGAAUCUUGGAAUUCAUUGCUGUCAGUCAAUUGAAAGGUUCAACGCAAGGAAAAAUAUUAUGCUUCCAUGGUCCACCGGGUGUUGGAAAAACGUCAAUAGCGAAAUCAAUUUCCCGUGCACUUAACAGAGAGUAUUUCAGAUUUAGCGUUGGUGGAAUGACAGAUGUUGCAGAAAUUAAAGGUCAUAGAAGAACUUACGUGGGUGCCAUGCCUGGCAAGGUUAUUCAGUGUUUAAAAAAAACCAAAACUGAAAAUCCACUUAUUCUUAUUGAUGAAGUCGAUAAGAUUGGAAAAGGUCAUCAAGGUGAUCCAGCUUCCGCUCUUCUGGAAAUGUUGGAUCCAGAACAAAAUGCAAACUUUUUGGAUCAUUAUUUGGACGUAGCCGUUGAUUUGUCUAAGGUUCUCUUCAUUUGCACGGCAAACGUGAUCGAUACCAUUCCAGAACCUCUGAGGGAUCGUAUGGAAAUGAUAGAUAUGUCAGGUUAUGUGGCAGAAGAGAAGCUUGCAAUUGCUAAGCAGUACUUGGUACCACAAGCCAUGAACGAUUCUGGUCUCACCGGUGAACAAAUUAGUAUAAACGAUGAUGCGCUCCACUUGUUGAUCAAGUCUUACUGUCGAGAAUCAGGAGUGAGAAGUCUUCAAAAGCACAUAGAGAAAGUUCACCGAAAAGUAGCGUUUAAAGUGGUUAAGAAAGAAGCAGAAAAGGUUGAUGUGACUGUGGACAAUUUACACGAGUUCGUAGGCAAACCUGUGUUCACACACGAUAGGAUGUACGAGGUUACUCCUCCUGGAGUGGUUAUGGGUCUUGCAUGGACUGCUAUGGGAGGUUCGACCUUGUUCAUCGAGACGAGAAUCAGAAAACCUGUGGGCUCGAAGAAAUUAGAAGGCAGUUUUGAAGUCACUGGCCAUUUAGGUGAUGUGAUGAAAGAAUCUAUACGCAUAGCCAUGACGGUUGCGCGAAAUUUCUUAACUCAAGAAGAUCCAUCCAAUACUUUCCUGUAUGAUUCUCACCUGCAUUUACACGUACCUGAAGGCGCUACUCCAAAGGAUGGGCCCAGCGCAGGUAUCACUAUUGCAAUAGCGUUUGUUUCACUCGCCAAAAAUCAGUCGAUAAGGCAGAACGUUGCAAUGACUGGAGAGCUUAGCUUGAUGGGUAGAGUUCUUCCUGUUGGUGGUAUUAAAGAGAAGAUAAUUGCUGCAAGACGAGUUGGUGUAAAUUGUGUAAUUUUACCUGAGGAAAAUAAGAAGGAUUAUAAUGAUCUACCUAAAUACAUUACGGAUGGUCUUGAGGUUCACUUUGCUUCAACUUUCAACGAUGUGUAUCGCAUAUGUUUCACGCCAAAACAAGAAACCACUACUGUUCAUCACCAGGAAUCCUUAAAUAUUGACGUUUCACAGUCGCAAAGCGCCCCACUUUUGGGUAAAAAUAACGACUGAAGUAUUUAAAAACUAAGUACUUAUGCAUUUUAUAGGUUGGUAAUGUAUACAUAGUUGGCUCAAAGCAAUUGGACUUAAAAAGCAACCGAAAACCUGUUU